GGAUGUCCAAAGUCGGUAAGGGCUCCAAAGUGGGCUCCAACAUGACUCUGUACCACAGCGACAACUUCACAAAGGCUUACCCAGCGGGCGGAGUCACCUUGCCGGUGGGUUCCGUGCUGCACGUGGGUGUGUCCGUAGAGGAGUCCGAGACGGAGCGUUUUGUGGUCGUUCUGGAGGACUGCUAUGCCACACAAUCCCCCGACCCUGAAGACAUCAUGCGAUACUACAUCAUUCAGAACAAAUGUCCAACUGAAUUCCGUCAAGUUAGGGUGGAGGAGAGCGGCUCGUCCCUCAGGGCUCGCUUCUCUGCUCUGCUGUUCCUGUACCAGGGGGACUACCGGGACGUCUUCCUGCACUGCAGACUCAGCCUUUGUGACCAGAGGAGCUCCUCCUGCACUCCAGUGUGCUCCAAAAGGAAAUAUCGCUCUGUCACCCCCUCCGUUCCCCUCGAACCCCUCACCAUCGGACCAAUCACCUGGUCCCAGAAUGAAGUUUGAACUUGCUUCCCUGUAUGCUUCCUGUAUCCUAAAUUAACAAUGAAUACAGUUAUCUAAAUUAUUUAUGUGAAGUUCAUAAACCUAUCUCACCUAUACAUCAUUUAUGUCCUAAACCAAGCCAUUUCAUAUUUAACAUCUUACAUACAUCCAGUUAUAAAUAAUGAUCUUUUAAGGAUAUUUUUAUAUUUUUUAUACGGCUAGAAUAAUUGGGAAAAUAUUUAUAUUUGAACCAACACAAAUUCAUUGAUGAACCUUUAACUAAGGCUUGAGGCCAGAAAGUGUAUGUGCCACUAAUGUUUGAAACGUGAAAAUAAAUGGACAUAUAGUUGGGAUUAUAUCAACACAAACAUCUCCCCUUUCUAGUUCACACUGCAGUAAGAACUUCUAUUUAAAAGAAAAUAUUAUUUAAUCCUAUUACUCUAAAAUGCUUUGUAUGUGCAGUAAUUUAAUAGUGUUAUUAAAGACGAUAAAUGUAUGUAUCAAUGUAUUAAUGUACUGGGCAUGUAGUGUACUAUUGCUCUAAAAUGCUUUGUAUGUGCAGUAAUUGAAUAGUGUUAAUAAAAUAUAAAUUAUAAAUAUA
This is a messenger RNA of Salmo salar (Atlantic salmon), 1077 nucleotides long. The record is from RefSeq and is a predicted model, not a curated record. NCBI's taxonomy places the organism in Eukaryota, Metazoa, Chordata, Actinopteri, Salmoniformes, Salmonidae.